UUGAAAAGGAGCAACAUCCCAGUCAAUGGUGGGCCAACAGGCACUAGUUUGGGUCUGUCUUACAUCUGGACUGAUUGGAUUAUAUGCAGCAGUGGUGAGACCUCAGCAAAGAGGCUAAAAGUGCACGGUGCACGUAAAAAUUUGAAGAACUUGUGUGGACUGUCAGAGGAAGUGCAUUUACCUUGCUGAAGACACUGCAAGUUAGUGUUCACAAAUGAAGGGGAGCAUCUCCAAAGACCCACGGAAAGGCCAGGAGAGUCUGUUUUAAAUAACUCUGCAGGCCAAAGAAAGCAAGGAUGACAUUUGCUGCCCUGUUAACAUCCCUCAUGCACUGAAUUGGGUGAUGGUGGGAAGUGGGAGAGAUGAUUUAGAGGUUUCCUUGAAUCAGCAGUGCCCCAGAAAACGUUUCCCUUCCUGAGACUCCAGGGAAGUCUUGGAACGCAAAGAACUUGAAGAGGGAGCCUGGCCAAAUAGAGAUUUUUGAGCCUUGGUAGGAUUGCUGAAGCAGAUUUUUAGCACAAACACAAAUCAAAGUCUUUGUGUACUUAAAAGCAGCAUUUUCAUGAUAGAACUAAGAAAUAUCAAGAUUUAAAACCUAAAGGCCUUGGAAUACUCAGAAGAGCAACAUGGCAGAAAUUGAGAAAAGAAUUGAAACCCAUAGAAUAAGAUGUCUUUCCAAGUUGAAGAUGUUUCUUCUGGCAAUAACAUGUGCAUUUGUAUCCAAAACACUCUCUGGAUCUUAUAUGAAUUCCAUGCUCACACAAAUAGAGAGACAAUUCAACAUCCCUACAUCUCUAGUUGGAUUUAUUAACGGGAGCUUUGAGAUUGGAAAUCUUUUGUUGAUUAUAUUUGUGAGUUAUUUUGGAACCAAAUUACAUAGACCUAUACUGAUUGGUGUCGGAUGUGUGGUUAUGGGCCUAGGGUGUUUCUUACAAUCUCUACCUCAUUUCCUCAUGGACCGAUAUGAAUAUGAAUCUACAGUUUCAGUUUCAGGCAAUUUGUCCUCAAACAGUUUCUUGUGUAUGGAAAAUGGAACCCAGAUUUUCAGACCAACAGAAGAUCCAUCAGACUGUGUGAAAGAAGUGAAAUCAUUAAUGUGGGUGUAUGUACUAGUAGGAAAUAUCAUACGUGGAAUUGGCGAAACUCCCAUAAUGCCUUUGGGUAUUUCCUACAUAGAAGAUUUUGCCAAAUCUGAAAACUCUCCUUUAUAUAUUGGGUUUGUAGAAACAGGAGCUAUCAUUGGUCCUUUGAUUGGACUUUUGCUAGCAUCAUUCUGUGCAAAUGUUUAUGUUGACACUGGAUCUGUGAACACAGAUGAUCUGACCAUAACUCCCACUGAUACUCGUUGGGUUGGUGCAUGGUGGUUUGGCUUUUUGAUUUGUGCAGGAGUGAAUGUGCUCACUGCCGUUCCUUUUUUCUUUCUGCCCAAAACGCUUCCAAAGGAAGGACUAAAGAAUAAUGCAGACAUCAUUAAAAAUGAGAAAGAAGAGAAACAAAGCAAAAAAGUCAAGAAGGAAAAGGAUGGAAUCACUAAAGAUUUUUUACCAUUCAUGAAAAGUCUUUUAUGCAACCCAAUUUAUAUGCUUUUCAUACUAAUUAGCAUUGUACAGUUCAAUGCAUUUGUUAAUAUGUUCACCUUCAUGCCUAAAUAUCUGGAACAGCAGUAUGGAAAAUCAUCUUCAGAUGCAAUCUUUCUAAUUGGCAUUUAUAACUUACCUCCAAUAUGCAUUGGAUAUAUAGCUGGUGGUUUAAUUAUGAAGAAGUUCAAGAUUACUGUCAAACAAGCUGCCCACAUAGGAUGUUGGUUAUCUUUAAUUGAGUAUCUUCUCCAUUUUUUGUGUUUUCUCAUGAUCUGUGAUAAUUCUUCAGUUGCUGGCAUAACCACCACUUAUAAAGGAAUGCAACAAGAUUUAUAUGUGGGAAAUGCCAUCCUUGCUGAUUGUAACAGGGAUUGCAACUGUCCAACUAAAACAUGGGACCCUGUGUGUGGAAACAACGGUGUGUCAUAUAUGUCAGCUUGUCUUGCUGGUUGUGAGACAUCUGUUGGAGCAGGAAUAAAUAUGGUGUUCCAAAAUUGUAGCUGCAUUCAAACAUCAGGAAAUGCAUCUGCAGUUCUUGGUCUGUGUGACAAAGGACAUGACUGUUCCAUGAUGCUUCAGUACUUUUUAAUCUUGUCAGCAGUUGGCAGUUUCAUUUAUUCUUUAUCUGCCAUACCUGGAUAUAUGGUUCUCCUAAGGUGCAUCAAGCCUGAAGAGAAGUCUCUUGGUGUGGGGUUACAUACAUUUUGCACAAGAGUAUUUGCUGGAAUUCCUGCACCUAUAUAUUUUGGAGCUUUAGUGGAUUCCACAUGUUUACAUUGGGGAAUUUUGAAAUGUGGUGAGUCAGGGGCAUGCAGGAUAUAUGAUUCUACCAACUUCAGAUACAUCUAUCUUGGUUUGCCAUCAGCUCUAAGAGGAAUAAGCUAUAUUCCAGCCUUUUUAAUCCUAAUUACUUUGAAGAAACGUCGUCUACCUGGUGAAAAUGUCUCUUCAGGAACUGUGCUUAUAGAGGCAAAAGUUGCAGGGAAGGAAAAUGACUGCAAAGAUAUGCACCAAAAUUCCAAAGUCUUGAAUGAUGAUGAACUGAAAACUAAACUGUGAUGCCCUAUUAUAUCAUGUUUCCCAGAGUUGGAGAAUUCACUACAACUUAAAUGUUUUUAAAAUCAAUAGGGAUACAGAGGGUAACUUUUUCUUAUCUUUAUGAACCUCAAGUUUUGGUGUCUUUUGUUGUUGUUGUUUUUGCUCAAGAUAAAAAAAAAAAAGGUUCAGUGAUGGUAUUUCUGAGGCAUCCAUGACACUUGAGAUUUUUCUCAGAGGGACACUUAUAAUAAUUUUCAAAACAGCAUAUUAGAGCCAGCUUUAUUUUUUAUGUGAAAAUAGCAAUUUCUCUUUAAACUCAUGUGAAAUGAGAGUAUAUUUCCCAUAUCGCCUUUUCCAAAUGAUUCUAAAAAUUUCCUGUUAUAAACAUCUAUUUAAUUCCAUCAAACUUCUGAUUGAUACUGAGGUUAUUUAGAGACUAAAAUUCUUAUCUUGCUUACAUGAAUAUUUACUUUAUUCAAAUGUAUCACUUUUGUAUGAAAGAAGCCCACACCUUCUAAUUCUAGGAAUUUUCUUUAACUUUUCCUAUUGCUUUCAGACAUGAUUGUUUUAAAAUCAAUUACUCAUUAAUAAGCCAUCACUUGCUCACAAUUUGUUCCCAGCUUUAUUACUCAAGCCCUAUACUUGCCCAUUUUGUUCAGAAUACUGAAAAACUAAGUCAGGUUAUUAAAAAACAUGUAGCAAAGAUUGUUGGAUUUUUUUUUAAGCAAUUCAAACCUGGUGACUAAACUCUGAAAAACAAGUGUCUGAGUCAAAGGAUGAAAGGAUGAUAUUAGAAAAACUCUUUAGCAUCAGGCAUUGUUGAGGGAACUUUUCCCAAACUCAGGAGACUUUCUGAAAUCAAUGUUUAUCCUAUCCAUGGUGUCCAAAGUUAGAACACAAUAUAAUUUUCCAUAAUUCAUCUUAGAGAAUGAUGCCUUUAAAAAGUAGCUUCUGUUAUGAAACUGGGUUAAUAAAAUUCAAGAUACACAUUUAAAACUAAA
This is a messenger RNA of Neogale vison (American mink), 3619 nucleotides long. It is a transcript of the gene SLCO1A2, whose product is annotated as solute carrier organic anion transporter family member 1A2. Gene Ontology annotation, molecular function: bile acid transmembrane transporter activity; protein binding. Gene Ontology annotation, biological process: sodium-independent organic anion transport; bile acid and bile salt transport; transmembrane transport. NCBI's taxonomy places the organism in Eukaryota, Metazoa, Chordata, Mammalia, Carnivora, Mustelidae. The coding region runs from base 627 to 2639 and encodes 670 amino acids. The transcript is spliced from 17 exons. Gene Ontology annotation, cellular component: membrane. The record is from RefSeq and is a predicted model, not a curated record.